This is a messenger RNA of Daucus carota subsp. sativus, 821 nucleotides long. RefSeq lists its product as uncharacterized. Lineage: Eukaryota; Viridiplantae; Streptophyta; Magnoliopsida; Apiales; Apiaceae. Bases 89 to 688 code for a protein of 199 amino acids. The transcript is spliced from 6 exons. The record is from RefSeq and is a predicted model, not a curated record.
GCCCAAUCAAACCCUAUAAAUCUCUCAAAUCACAAACUCACAGCCCUAAUUCCCAAAUUGCAGAUAGCAAAAGCAAUCACUCCCCAAAAUGUCAGGAAGAGAAGUUCGAGAGUACACAAAUCUCUCCGAUCCCAAAGAUAAGAAAUCGGGGAAAGGGAGGAUUGAUGAUGAGGAUACUACGUUUCAGCGGAUGGUUGCUAAGAUGCAAGAGGUUGCUGGUGAACGUGGGGGAUACCUUCAUGGACGAGGCGCCUUGGACAGUGAUGAUUUGCUCUAUCUCAAGGAGCAGAUGGAAGCUGAGGAAGAUGCAGAACGCCUUCUACGCCGCACCGAGAAACGGGCUUUUGCUGCGUUUAAAAAAGCUGCAAGCAUAGCUGAUUCUUCACCAGCAACAAUUCCCCUGCCACUUCGGGUUGAGCCAAAACCAAAGAGUGGGAUUAGGCAGCAGGAUUUACUUAAGAAAGUGGUGGAAGUCAAACCAAAGCGACCAAGAGUUGCAACCCCUCAUGAUAAUAAGAACGUUACUGUAUCUGCCAUCACUGGACACUCAGCUAACAGUAAACCAGAGGCAAACCAGGGGGAAAAAGUGGCACCUUCAGUAGAUGGUGAUAAAACCAAAAAUAACAUGGACAACCCUGUUAAAAGCUUGCUAGUAGCAUAUGUAAAUUCCGACAGUGAAGAAGAUUGAUGGAUGAAAACUAAUUGUAUGUUUGACAACUGUAAUUUUGUUCAAGUUCAUUAGUACAAAUGAGCCUUGUUGAUCUAGAACGAAUAUGUAGCAGAGCUCAAUGAAUUAAUAUAUAUUACAAUUUACAACGUCA